Drosophila obscura is the source of this 2388-nucleotide messenger RNA. It is a transcript of the gene Tace, whose product is annotated as ADAM 17-like protease. Lineage: Eukaryota; Metazoa; Arthropoda; Insecta; Diptera; Drosophilidae. The record is from RefSeq and is a predicted model, not a curated record. Gene Ontology annotation, biological process: membrane protein ectodomain proteolysis; Notch signaling pathway. Bases 1 to 2235 code for a protein of 744 amino acids. Gene Ontology annotation, molecular function: metalloendopeptidase activity. The transcript has 10 exons. Gene Ontology annotation, cellular component: plasma membrane.
AUGCAGAAAAAUAUCAAUUGCGGGCGAAAAAUGUUUACAAAAUGCAUUAGUUGCUGUGGCUUUACGAUAAUCUAUGUUUUUUUCGCCUGCCUUUUAAUAGAGAACUGCGUUGCCUUGCAAAGGACGCUGCGCCACUACGAGUUGUUUCACAAGGACGAUGUUUUGCAUAGGGUGGUCAAGAGAGGUAUUAUUAAACAUAGCAAAAAUCCAUUCAACACCAUCAAGGAGGUGGAAUUCACGACACUGGGCAAAAACUUUCGACUGAUUUUGCAUCCGCAUCGCGAGGUCCUCCACAGCAAAUUUCGCGCCUAUGCCGUGGAUGCUGAUGGCAACGAGACGGUGGUGCAUAUGGAUCAUGAUAGCUUUUACACGGGCCGCGUGUUUGGUGAGCUAGAGUCUUCGGUGCGGGCCCACAUCGAGGACGGCACUAUGACCAUGUCCAUACACUUGCCGGACGAAACGUAUCACAUUGAGCCUUCGUGGCGCCACUUGCCUGCAGCCAAAAAAGACACCAUGGUGGCAUACAAAUCGUCCGAUGUGAAGCUGCAUAAAAACGAGCAUGGCGCCACCCCAAAGACUUGUGGAUACAUCAAGGAGGGUCUGGAGCUGGAGAGCAAGGACAAAGACGACGACGCUCUGGACAAUGAGAUACACUCGCGCGAGAAGCGCCAGUCGGAUCAGUACGAGUACACGCCCACCAAGACCCGCUGUCCGCUGCUGCUAGUGGCCGACUAUCGGUUCUUCCAGGAGAUGGGCGGAGGCAACACAAAGACGACCAUUAACUACUUGAUCAGUCUUAUAGACCGAGUGCACAAAAUCUAUAACGACACGGUGUGGCAGGACCGCUCCGAUCAGGAGGGAUUCAAGGGCAUGGGCUUUGUGAUCAAGAAGAUUGUGGUGCACUCGGAGCCCACGCGCCUGCGGGGUGGCGAGGCCCACUACAACAUGAUCCGGGAGAAAUGGGAUGUGCGCAAUCUGCUGGAGGUCUUCUCCCGGGAGUACAGCCACAAAGACUUUUGCUUAGCUCAUCUCUUUACCGAUCUGAAAUUCGAAGGCGGCAUUUUAGGUUUGGCUUACGUUGGCUCCCCGCGUCGCAACUCCGUUGGCGGCAUUUGCACUCCAGAAUAUUUCAAGAAUGGAUACACGCUGUAUUUAAACUCGGGCCUGAGCAGCUCGCGCAACCACUACGGCCAGCGGGUGAUCACACGGGAGGCCGAUCUGGUCACGGCCCAUGAGUUUGGACACAACUGGGGCUCCGAGCAUGACCCUGACAUACCGGAGUGCUCCCCCAGCGCCUCGCAGGGCGGCAGCUUUCUGAUGUACACCUACUCAGUCAGCGGCUACGACGUGAACAACAAGAAAUUCUCGCCCUGCUCGCUUCGAUCCAUACGAAAAGUGUUGCAGGCCAAGUCUGGUCGCUGCUUCUCAGAGCCGGAGGAGUCGUUCUGCGGAAAUUUGCGCGUGGAGGGGGACGAGCAGUGCGAUGCCGGGCUGCUGGGCACCGAGGACAAUGACUCGUGCUGCGACAAGAACUGCAAACUGCGUCGCAACCAGGGCGCCAUGUGCAGCGACAAGAACUCGCCCUGCUGCCAGAACUGCCAGUUCAUGGCCUCUGGCAUGAAGUGCCGGGAGGCGCAGUACGCCACCUGCGAGCAGGAGGCGCGGUGCACGGGCGCCCAUGCCGAGUGCCCCAAGUCGCCGGCCAUGGCGGAUGGGACCAUCUGCCAGGAGCGGGGACAGUGCCGCAACGGCAAGUGCGUGCCCUAUUGCGAGACGCAGGGCUUGCAGAGCUGUAUGUGUGAUAUCAUUGUGGAUGCCUGCAAGCGCUGCUGCCGCAUGAGCAUCAAUGAGACAUGCUUCCCGGUGGAGCCGCCGGAUGUCCUGCCCGAUGGCACGCCCUGCAUAACUGGAUUUUGCAAUAAGGGCGUGUGCGAGAAGACCAUACAGGAUGUGGUCGAGCGCUUUUGGGACAUCAUUGAGGAGAUCAAUGUUGCCAAAACCCUGCGAUUUCUCAAGGACAACAUUGUCAUGGCCGUUGUUCUGGUCACCUCAGUCUUUUGGAUACCCAUCAGCUGUGUCAUUUCAUACUUCGAUCGGAAGAAGCUGCGCCACGAAAUGAAGCUCAUCGAGUGGAGCCAGAAACUGGACCUCAUACAUCCCAGCGAUGAGAGGCGUCGUGUCAUACAUAUACGCGUGCCACGCCAGAAGAUCUCUGUGGCGCGAGCCUGUAACUAGCACAAAUCCCGGUGGCGGCCAUUUUUUUAUCUUCCGUGAGCAUUCUUCUCAAAACUGCCACAAUUCUUUUGUAUUAAGCGACAUAUUUGAACAUAACAUAAAACAAUGAAUAAAAUUCCAUAUACUAUAGACCAACCACACACACACAUUCGC